Messenger RNA from Zalophus californianus (California sea lion), 4396 nucleotides. It is a transcript of the gene SIK3, whose product is annotated as SIK family kinase 3. The transcript has 26 exons. Gene Ontology annotation, molecular function: tau-protein kinase activity; ATP binding; protein serine/threonine kinase activity. Gene Ontology annotation, biological process: intracellular signal transduction; microtubule cytoskeleton organization; protein phosphorylation. Gene Ontology annotation, cellular component: cytoplasm. The coding region runs from base 16 to 4161 and encodes 1381 amino acids. The record is from RefSeq and is a predicted model, not a curated record. Lineage: Eukaryota; Metazoa; Chordata; Mammalia; Carnivora; Otariidae.
UCACUGCACAACAAGAUGGCGGCGGCGGCGGCGAGCGGAGCUGGCGGGGCUGCCGGGGCCGGAGCGGGGGGAGCCGGGCCGGCCGGCCGCCUGCUGCCUCCGCCAGCCCCGGGGCCCCCGGCCGCCCCAGCUGCCGUGCCCCCGGCGGCUGGCCCGCCGCGUCCCCCAGCCCCGGCCUCCCGCGGGCCGGUGCCUGCCCGCAUCGGCUACUACGAGAUCGACCGCACCAUCGGCAAGGGCAACUUCGCUGUGGUCAAGCGGGCCACGCACCUCGUCACCAAGGCCAAGGGGCCAUGCUCAUCCUCUAUUGUUCUGCUGGGACUUCUGGGUUUUAUGGUGUUCUCAGGAGUGCAGGUUGCUAUCAAGAUCAUAGACAAGACCCAGCUGGAUGAAGAAAACUUGAAGAAGAUUUUCCGGGAAGUUCAAAUUAUGAAAAUGCUUUGCCACCCCCACAUCAUCAGGCUCUACCAGGUUAUGGAGACAGAACGGAUGAUUUAUCUGGUGACAGAAUAUGCUAGUGGAGGGGAAAUAUUUGACCACCUGGUGGCCCAUGGCAGAAUGGCCGAGAAGGAGGCCCGUCGGAAGUUCAAACAGAUUGUGGCAGCCGUCUAUUUUUGUCACUGUCGGAACAUUGUUCAUCGUGAUCUAAAAGCUGAAAAUUUGCUUCUGGAUGCCAAUCUGAAUAUUAAAAUAGCAGAUUUUGGCUUCAGUAACCUGUUCACUCCCGGGCAGCUGCUAAAGACCUGGUGCGGCAGCCCCCCCUAUGCUGCACCUGAGCUCUUUGAGGGAAAGGAGUACGACGGGCCCAAAGUGGACAUCUGGAGCCUUGGAGUCGUCCUCUAUGUGCUUGUGUGUGGUGCCCUGCCAUUUGAUGGGAGCACACUGCAGAACCUGCGGGCCCGGGUGUUGAGUGGAAAGUUCCGCAUCCCAUUUUUUAUGUCCACAGAGUGUGAGCACCUGAUCCGCCACAUGCUGGUGUUAGACCCAAACAAGCGCCUCUCAAUGGAGCAGAUCUGCAAGCACAAGUGGAUGAAGCUGGGGGACACGGAUCCCAACUUUGACCGGUUAAUAGCUGAAUGCCAGCAGCUGAAGGAAGAAAGACAGAUAGACCCCCUGAAUGAGGACGUCCUCUUGGCCAUGGAGGACAUGGGACUGGACAAAGAGCGGACGCUACAGUCAUUAAGAUCAGAUGCCUAUGAUCACUAUAGUGCAAUCUACAGCCUGCUGUGUGAUCGACAUAAGAGACACAAAACCCUGCGUGUCGGAGCGCCUCCUAGCAUGCCCCGAGCCGUGGCCUUUCAAGCACCAGUAAGUGUCCAGACGGAGCAGGCUGGUACCACUAUGAACAUCAGCGUUCCCCAGGUGCAGCUGAUCAAUCCAGAGAACCAGAUUGUGGAGCCGGAUGGGACAGUGAACUUGGACAGUGAUGAGGGUGAAGAGCCCUCCCCUGAAGCAUUGGUCCGCUAUUUGUCCAUGCGGAGGCACACAGUGGGUGUGGCUGACCCACGCACGGAAGUUCUGGAAGAUCUGCAGAAGCUCCUGCCUGGCUUUCCUGGAGUCAACCCACAGGCUCCAUUCCUGCAGGUGGCCCCUAACAUGAACUUCAUGCACAACCUGUUGCCCAUGCAAAAUUUGCAACCGACUGGGCAGCUUGAGUACAAGGAGCAGUCCCUCUUACAGCCGCCCACCCUACAGCUGCUGAAUGGAAUGGGCCCCCUCGGCCGGAGGGCAUCAGAUGGAGGAGCCAACAUCCAGCUACAUGCCCAGCAGCUGCUGAAGCGCCCACGGGGACCCUCCCCACUUGUCACCAUGACACCAGCAGUGCCGGCAGUUACCCCUGUGGACGAGGAGAGCUCGGAUGGGGAGCCAGAUCAGGAAGCUGUGCAGAGGUACUUGGCAAAUAGGUCCAAAAGACAUACACUGGCCAUGACCAACCCUACAGCUGAGAUCCCACCGGACCUACAACGGCAGCUAGGACAGCAACCUUUCCGUUCCCGGGUCUGGCCCCCUCACCUGGUACCUGAUCAGCAUCGCUCCACCUACAAGGACUCCAACAGCCUGCACCUCCCCACGGAGCGUUUCUCCCCCGUGCGCCGGUUCUCAGACGGGGCCGCAAGCGUCCAGGCCUUCAAAGCUCACCUGGAGAAGCUGGCGAGCAGCAGUAGCAUCAGACAGCUGCAGCAGGAGUGCGAGCAGCUGCAGAAGAUGUACGGGGGGCACAUUGAUGAGCGAGCCCUGGAGAAGACUCAGCAGCAGCAUAUGUUAUACCAGCAGGAGCAGCACCACCACAUUCUCCAGCAGCAGAUUCAAGAUUCUAUCUGUCCUCCUCAGCCUUCUCCACCUCUUCAGGCUGCAUGUGAAAAUCAGCCAGCCCUUCUUACCCACCAGCUCCAGAGGUUAAGGAUUCAGCCUUCCAGCCCACCCCCCAACCACCCCAACAACCAUCUCUUCAGACCACCCAGUAAUAGUCCUCCCCCCAUGAGCAGUGCCAUGAUCCAGCCCCACGGCGCCGCCUCGCCCUCCCAGUUUCCAGGCUUACCGUCCCGCGGUGCAGUCUUCCAGCAGCAGCCCGAGAACUGCUCCCCUCCUCCCAGCGUGGCCCUAACCUGCCUGGGCCUCCAGCAGCCGCCGCAGUCACAGCAGGUGACCAUCCAAGUACAGGAGCCCGUUGACAUGCUCAGCAGUAUGCCGGGGACAGCUGCAGGCUCUGCCGGGCGAGGCGUCUCCAUCAGCCCCAGUGCCAGUCAGAUUCAGAUGCAGCACCGUACCAGCCUGAUGGCCACCUUCAGCUACGGGCACCGCCCCUUGUCCAAGCAGCUGAGUGCCGACAGCGCAGAGGCCCACAGCUCGAACGGGAAUCGGUUCUCCCCUGCUAACUACGACCAGGCGCACUUACACCCCCAUCUGUUUUCGGACCCGUCCCGGGGUUCCCCCAGCAGCUUCAGCCCUUCAACAGGAGUGGGGUUCCCUCCAACCCAAGCCCUGAAAGUCCCUCCACUUGACCAAUUCCCCACCUUCCCUCCCAGCGCCCAUCAGCAGCCAGCGCACUACGCGGCGUCGGCCCUGCAGCAGGCCCUGCUGUCCCCCACGCCGCCCGACUAUACGAGACACCAGCAGGUGCCGCACAUCCUCCAGGGACUGCUCUCCCCCCGGCAUUCGCUCAGCGGCCACUCGGACAUCCGGCUGCCCCCGGCCGAGUUCGCGCAGCUCGUGAAGAGGCAGCGGCAGCAGCAGGACUACCACGACCUGUUCCGGCACAUGAACCAGGGGGACGCGGGGAGCCUGGCUCCCGGUCUCGGGGGACAGACCAUGACAGAGCGCCCGGCUUUACCGUAUCAGAAUGCUGACUCGUAUCACCACCACCACACCAGCCCCCAGCAUCUCCUACAGAUCAGGGCCCAGGAAUGCCUGUCGCAGGCCGCGCCCCACAGCCCCGCGCACGGGUACGCCCAGCAGCCGGCCCUCCUGCGCUCGGAGAGCAUGGAAGAGGAGUGCUCCUGUGAGGCGGCCAAGGACAGCUUCCCGGACAGGAAGAGCUCAAACACAGUGACCAAAGGUUGCCGUGACAGCCCCCUGCUCUUGAGUACUGGCGGACCCGGGGACCCCGAGUCUUUACUGGGAACUGUGAGCCACGCGCAGGAGUUGGGGAUGCAUCCCUACCGGCAUCAGUCAACUGCAUUCAGUAGAAAUAAGGUGUCCAGCCGAGAGUCUGUCAUAGGGAGCUGCAUGGAUAGAAGUUCUCCAGGACAAGUAAUGGAGCUACCUGAUCACAAUGGACUUGGGUACCCAGCACGCCCCUCUGUCAGUGAGCACCACAGGCCCCGGACCCUCCAGAGACACCACACGAUCCAGAACAGUGAUGAUGCUUAUGUGCAGCUGGAUAAUUUGCCGGGAAUGAGUCUCGUGGCUGGGAAAGCACUCAGUUCUGCCCGGAUGUCGGACGCGGUUCUCAGUCAGUCCUCGCUCAUGGGGAGCCAGCAGUUUCAAGAUGGGGAAAAUGAGGAAUGCAGGGAGAGUCUAGUUGGUCAUGAGCACCCAGACCUGACUGAUGGCAGCCAGCAUUUAAACUCCUCUUGCUACCCAUCCACGUGCAUUACAGACAUCCUGCUCAGCUACAAGCACCCCGAGGUCUCCUUCAGCAUGGAACAGGCAGGCGUGUAAGAGGAACCGGACAGUUUGUGUACAGCUCGGGGAUGAAAAGGUUGACUUUAAACCAACAGUAUCUAGCAGCAUUGCGCCAAAUUGCCAUUGUGUUUCUGUCCACCCAGAAUGUCGUGGCUCCUGACCUCACAUUGGUUCAUCAGUGUGCGGUUCUUUUGGGUUCUGAGGGGGUUUUGCCAUGUAUGCUUGUAUGACCAAGUCACCAAGGAAAUAAACAGGAUAUCCAUGUUUGUCA